Molecule: messenger RNA, 848 nt
Organism: Impatiens glandulifera
Lineage: Eukaryota; Viridiplantae; Streptophyta; Magnoliopsida; Ericales; Balsaminaceae
Product: 50S ribosomal protein HLP, mitochondrial-like
Exons: 3
Coding region: 124-630 (168 amino acids)
Biological process (GO): translation
Cellular component (GO): mitochondrial large ribosomal subunit; ribosome
Molecular function (GO): structural constituent of ribosome; large ribosomal subunit rRNA binding
Source: RefSeq, a predicted model, not a curated record
GAAAUUGUUGAUAUAGUGGAGAGUGAGGGUAAGUAUGAAAGUUUCUGUUUAAGCUUAUUCGUUCAUUCGGAGUCGUAGAAGGGCAGAUAGUUAGGGUUUUGUAAAAUUCCAUCGAGCAAGAACAUGGCUGCGGCGCUCUCCUCUCGAUCUUAUCGAUUCGGGCGUUCUAUUCUCAACGGCCUCAGCAACGCUUCAUGUAAUCCACAGAAGAUAUCUCAUGAUCUGACAUCCAUUUCCAGCAAUAUAUUGACUCAGCAAGAAAGGAGCUUUAUACAGAUGAGGACUAAUUUGAAAGUAGUAGACAACUCUGGUGCGAAAAGGAUAUGUUGUAUACAGGCAUUAAAAGGGAAGAAAGGGGCAAGGCUAGGGGAUACAAUAGUUGCAUCAGUAAAGGAAGCACAACCAGGUGGGAAAGUGAAGAAGGGUGAUGUUGUUUAUGCAGUAGUUGUGCGAGCUGCAAUGCAAAAGGGUAGAUCUGAUGGAAGUGAAAUCAGAUUUGAUGAUAAUGCUGCUGUACUUAUAAACAAGCAAGGUGAGCCAAUUGGAACAAGGAUUAUGGGUCCUGUUCCUCAUGAGAUGAGGAAGAAGAAGCAUGUAAAAAUCUUGAGUCUUGCAGAACAUAUAGCCUGAUCAUCAUCAUCAUCUAUUGACUUGCUGUUGUUGGUUUUGUUUCCAAAAACCCCUUUUGUUUUUGGUCUAUUAGUACUACAUUCAUUCUUAUUGUCUUGGAUGCAAAUGUUGUUCCACUUUCAAAUUAUCAUGAAAGAUGUUCAACCAAUGCUUGGAUCCACCUCCCAAUUUGAACACUUUGAAUAUUGACCAUUUUUCAGUCUUGUCACGGUUCUAUA